GAGAGCGAGGCGACGACCAACUAAACGGCUGGUCUAUUAUAUUGAGGGCAAUGAGGGUCGAGGAAGAGGAGUGUGGAGAGGAGGAUGUAGAGCCUCAGUACAACUUGUUAUCAGACAACCUGCGUCGCAGAGCCCCUGCGGUUCUGCAGUGUUCUAUGUUCUGCGGAGGGCGACGCUGCAAGUAUGAGACUCCAGAGAACUGGGACUCAUCUCACAUGGCUAUCAGGGGCAUUUACUCACAUUGGAUAACUGAUGAUAUACUAGCCAUGGCUCGACCUUGUACUGAAAUCAUCAUGAAGAAGAAUGUCAUCAGACAAUUUCAAAGUUUAGGAGUAAAGUCUCUGAUAAAUCUUCAAGAGCCAGGAGAGCAUAAGAACUGUGGGUGUCCACUUGAACCCAGCGGCUUUACCUACGAGCCCACAACCUUCAUGGACUAUGGCAUCUACUAUUACAACUACUCGUGGGCUGACUAUGGUGAUGUCAAGGUUACAUGGCUCUUGGAUAUGGUAAAGACUAUGAACCACACCCUAACUGAGGGCAAGGUCGCAAUCCAUUGUCACGCAGGGCUUGGUAGGACUGGAGUGCUGAUUUCUUGUUAUCUCGUCUAUAGUAUGAAGUUUCGUGCCAAUGAUGCAAUUAAAUUUGUUCGGUUAAAGAGGCCAAACUCCGUCCAGUCAAGAGGCCAGAUAUUUUGUGUUCAAGCAUUUGAACGGUAUUAUAGGCAUUUCAACGUAGUGUUUAGUAAAAAGUUACUUUUAAAGCAACCCAGAGUGCCAGAAAUAACGCUUCCUACCUACAUAUUAACUCAAAAGAUAAUGUUACAUGGGUAUGAAGCAAGAUGUAUACAGCAUAUACCUAAGAUCAUUUACGUGAUAUGCGAGAGGCUGCUGGAGCUAUGUGACUGUGCUCCGGUAGCCACUAUUCCUGAUGAUCAUCACGCACCCACAACUUUGUAUUUCUUCACCGCCAGGCAAAACCCUUCCCAUUAUCACUACAUCAGUAGUUUGCUCAAUUUACAUCCAAACAAUAGUGACGAGGAGGCUGAAAGUGAAAAUCAAAAUGAAAAGGCUGAGAGUGAUAUAAACAUUGACAAUGAAAUUGAGAAUGAAGUGCAUUUCUUCUCUCCCCAAGAUGUUGUUGAAGCAAUACUGGUCGAUCAAGAAGACAUGAGAGACAGUCAACGAAGAAAUAUCGCACAGUAUGAGAUGAUUUUAAACUACAACGAGUCUUGCUGGCAAAAACUACAGAACGAACGAUCCUUAGUUGUUCUCACAGGAUUACUAACAGACUGGCUGGAACAACUCAAAACUCCUAUCAUUGACUGUGAACUGCUUUGCCAGAUCAUCAUACAUGCUGAGACACCCUUAAAGUGUCUACAAAAGUUUGAUUAUGUUUCUCAAUUUACAAUAGAAUAUCUGUUCAGGUUCACAGCACAUUUAGAAGGUCUCAAUGAUGAAGAAGUAACUUGUUUAAUUCAAAGACUAAUAGUUGCUCUGACUCAACAAAGCGUUGUUAUAAGAGAUACUCUUACACCCAAAGAAAAAGAAUUUAACAAACUUAGAAAAGGAACCUAUAAAAAAGUUAUGGAGUUUUCAAUGAACCUACUAGCACAAGUCAAGAGGCACGUAGAAUGGAGGAAACAAAAUAAAAGAAUUUAAUGAAAUUUUUAUAAA
Messenger RNA from Macrosteles quadrilineatus (aster leafhopper), 1673 nucleotides. RefSeq names its product protein tyrosine phosphatase domain-containing protein 1-like. The record is from RefSeq and is a predicted model, not a curated record. Gene Ontology annotation, molecular function: protein tyrosine/serine/threonine phosphatase activity. Lineage: Eukaryota; Metazoa; Arthropoda; Insecta; Hemiptera; Cicadellidae. Bases 51 to 1658 code for a protein of 535 amino acids. Gene Ontology annotation, biological process: protein dephosphorylation; cilium assembly. The transcript has 12 exons.